CGUUCGUCUUCUUUUCCGAUGAGGCUGUAGAAACAAGUCCCGCAGAUUAAAACAACUAAAGAUGAUAAAAACGAGCUCAGAGUCUCAAAUGUCCUUCUCUUAAAGCUGAUCCAGACACACUGGGACUUAUUGCACUUCCUGGAUUAUCUGCCUGAGGUAAAGGCACAAACAAUGGAAGCCUCUCUGGAGGUUAAGACUCCUGCAGCAGCUUUAACUGUGGGUGAAGGACCAAGUCGUGGAGAAGAGCUGAAAGCCUCUGAUGAAGCCAUCACGUUCAUGUCCAGCAUUGAGCCUGCCGAGCUGCAGAGGUGUGUGUUCCCAGACUCUCUGGUGACUGUGUCAGAGGGCGGCAGACAGGUGGGGAGCUUCAGUGUGACUGUGGAGUUCGCCCGCAGGAUCCAGCAGCCCUGUGUGCGGCUGCACGCUCAGAGCCAGGGAGCCAUCGACGACUCCCCCUGUGGAACAACAGUGACAGCAUACCUGACUACAAACCUGGAGCUGCUGGAGGAAGAUUACCACGAGUAUGUGAAGCUUGAAGGCCACAUUUUGGAGAAGAGGUGUCACAUGGUGCAGCAUGACGGGCAGAUGAUGAUCAAUAAAGUUACCACUGUAGGAGAGGAGGUGACGAAGGAGAGUGUCUCGUAUCCCACAUCUGUCACAAGAGGGCUGGUAACCGAGGGCUCCAUCCUGCUGCUGAUGCGCCUGAUCGCUCUGAGGAAGACGAUGCCCCAGAACAUGACCUUCAUCUCCUUCAACCAAGGGUUCCACAUGUCCCACAUCACCUUUAGUGAGCUGGGUGUGAAGCAGAUGGACAUCGGGGGUGAGACAGUGGAAGUUUUUGGGAUGGAGAGGACUGUUCACUCUGUGGAGGACGGCCCAGCUACCUGGCAGUGCUACUUCCUGGAGGACGGGCACUUGGCCAGUAGAGUGCACGUGGGAUCACCAGUCACUGUAAGGCUUCUGCAGCUGCCAUCACAGCCAGGAAAAGGUUUUGAGAAAAUCCCCCUGGUUUGGGAAGAAGACAUGGAGAUGUGCUCUAAGUUCCUGGACAGAAAGGAGGAACUGAGGGUGGACAACAGCUCAUACUUUAGUAAGCACCCAGAGAUCCGUGCUCUCAUAUCUGACUUUCUGCAGUUGUUGUUGCUGAGGAAACCAGAUGAUGUCUUCCGAUUUGCCAGCGAGUACUUCCUCCCAUUCGCUUCCCAGCGAGCUCCAGACUCAAACCAGAAAGCCUCAUUGUUCUGAAGGCACACUCAAGGGCUCACACAAUCAAAACUGUAUUUCAUAACUUGCUGUUAAUUUAUCACUAUCACUUAUGCUUUUUCUUUUCUUCAGAGUGAUAGACAACUAGAUGGUCCUGAAGAAAAUAUGGUGGAAAUGAACAGGAACUUUUAAACAUGAGACUUCAC
Molecule: messenger RNA, 1409 nt
Organism: Paralichthys olivaceus (Japanese flounder)
Lineage: Eukaryota; Metazoa; Chordata; Actinopteri; Pleuronectiformes; Paralichthyidae
Gene: catip
Product: ciliogenesis associated TTC17 interacting protein
Biological process (GO): cilium organization; actin filament polymerization
Source: RefSeq, a predicted model, not a curated record